AUGUCCCCCAAUAUGACUACCUCCAACUCAGCUCGAAACAAUAUUGUUGAUAUCAUGAAACAAUCAUCCCCAGUAGAUACCACAACUCCAUACGAUGCUAGCUGGGUAGCAGGGAAAACGAUUAUUAUAACAGGUGGAGCGUCAGGAUUUGGUGAAGGAUUCUUUAGGAAAUGGGCUGAGAAUGGAGCAAAUGUCAUAAUUGGAGACGUCAACGGUACAAGAGGGAAAGCAUUGGUCGAGGAAGUACGCAAGAAGACUGCCAAUCAGAAUCAUCAUUAUUUACAAUGUGAUGUUACGAAUUGGCAAUCACAAGUCGACUUCUUUCGUACAGCUGCCGAGCUAAGUCCUUCUAAAGGCAUUGAUGCUGUGGUAGCAAAUGCAGGGAUUACGGAGGAGCCCAUGAGCUUUCAGGAACCUUUGAAUUUAGAUGCAGCGGAACCACCCAAGCCGAACUUUAAAGCCUUUGAAGUUGAUUUACUUGGAGUUAUGUAUACAGCACAUUUGGCUAUGUGGUAUCUUCCUCGAAAUCCUAGGUCACAAAAAGCCAAUCCAUCCAUAACACCUGGUCCAAACACACCCGAUAGACAUUUACUAUUGAUUGGAUCAGUAGCAUCCAUCCUUCCUUUUCCUGGACAAGUUCAAUACGCAACGGCAAAACAUGGUGUCCUAGGAUUAUUUCGCUCAUUGAGAUCUACGACCUUUGCCAAUGGUAUUCGAGUCAACAUGCUAUGUCCCUAUUUCAUUGAUACACCUUUGAUACCUACAGGAGGUAGAUUACUAUUGGCCGGUGGAGCGAUGGGCAAACCGGAAGAUGUUGUAGAUGCUGGCACAAGAUUGAUGGCGGACUCAAGAAUAGUUGGUAGAGCUUUGGUUAUUGGUCCAAAGGUUCAAGUGGAAGGAGAAUUCAAUUUGUUGCCGGAAUCGUCAAAAGGUAACGAAAAGGCUGUAUGGGAAGCUUAUGCUGACGAUUGCAUUGAACUCGAGGUCUUUAGCGCAAGGUUUGUGAGGUUGAUUAAUACAGUUGAGACGAUGAGAGGUUGGGGAGGAUGGGCAGUGGAUGUUGCGAAGGCAUUAACGUAUCCCAUACGUUCUAUCUUGGGCGGGUAA
Messenger RNA from Sclerotinia sclerotiorum 1980 UF-70, 1107 nucleotides. RefSeq lists its product as hypothetical. Gene Ontology annotation, molecular function: oxidoreductase activity. The coding region runs from base 1 to 1107 and encodes 368 amino acids. The record is from RefSeq and is a predicted model, not a curated record. Lineage: Eukaryota; Fungi; Ascomycota; Leotiomycetes; Helotiales; Sclerotiniaceae. The transcript has a single exon.